UCAGGCGCCCUGCACGUGGCUCCCCAAAAUUUCCCAAUUCCCCUCAUCUCCUCCGUACUCGCACAACCCCAAAUCCUCCUCGAAUUCCUCGAAUCCGACCAGCCCCCUCGCCGAAUUGCCCACCCCCGCGGUUCCGCUUCCCGCCGGUAGUCGCCCGUGCGGCGGCGUUUCGGCAUCCCCCGGGCUAUAGCAAGGAGAACAUUCUUAUGAGUUGGCUGGCUGUGAUUUCAUAUAAAUUCUGGUACUGUGAAAAUGGAUCAGAAGUUGGUAGAAAGUUUGCGCGGGGAUUAACAAUAGACGAUUGAGGCCUGAGUGGAUUUAGGUACUCUGUUGUGACAGCUUAUUAGGUAGCUCUUCGACUUGAAGAAAUCACAGUUGUAUUAGAUCUUUACACAGUGCACGAGGCACACACUCCUUUAGAUCAUAAUUUUGCUUUAUUUGGAUAAGUACAAGCCUUUCGGAUAUAGUGAAACUGGAAAGGUGGCGCAUUCGUGAUGGACAGAGCUGGAGGCAACCAAGCAGGCCAAGUGUUGAAGAAAGGGAAGAAGAAACAUGCCAAAGAUGAGUCAGACCGGCAGAAGCAGGCCGAGAAGAAAAGGCGCCGGCUAGAGAAAGCGCUUGCAAACUCUGCUGCAAUUAUUUCGGAGCUGGAAAAGAAGAGGCGGCAGAAACAAGAAGAGCAGCAGAGGCUGGACGACGAAGGUGCCGCGAUAGCCGAGGCGGUCGCUCUCCAUGUUCUCAUAGGCGAGGACUGCGAUGAACCCUGCCAACUGAUGCUUAACAAUCGUAAAAGGUGUGAUGGGUUUUUGAACCUUGAACUGACUCCUGGUGCACAAGGAGCAGGAGAUGGUGGUUAUCUUUGUGGCAGCAGACUGGCGCGUGGCUCCCAUGCUCAUGUUCCCCAGUGGCGGUGGACCGACUGCGGGCCAUUUUCAUUUUCUUCAUGGGAAGAGGUGGGCGAUUUCGAAGCGCUGUACCGCCGAGGAGCAUUUGCUCAGUCAGAUUCAGACACCUGCCCCGAUCAUGUAGCAGCCUGGGCCGUCUCGCCGUUGCAGGGCGGAGUUGGUUCGUGUGAGGAUGCAUUUCCUGUCCAAGGAGCAGCAGCUUCUGCCAUUAACAUAAUGCUGAGCGACACCACCACCACCAGUAGUCUGAACAUCUACAGAGAGCUAUGAAACAUACAGGUUAUACAUACACACACACUACCAAUGCAAAGCUGCAUCUUUUCCUCUGCCUUGUACUACAAGAUUAGCUAGCUAGCUGCCUUGAGAAAACCAGAAAGGAGAUAUAUAGAAUAGCGUAGCCAAUUUCCCCGUUGUCUGCCAAGCAUCAGUUUUAAGUCGGCAUUGUAAUGAAAAUUGUUGAAUUUCUUCUCUCUCUUUUUUUUUCUGUUCCGACCAGAGAUGAGCUGAUGUGUUUGCCCAAUUGGUUGUAGCUAGUGCAGGUCACAGUUUGGCUUUAUGUAACAAUGUGGUUGGGUUUGGCUGGUCGCCACCUCCAGCUAUAUAGUAGUAAAUGUUCUUUUUCUUGCAA
Brachypodium distachyon (stiff brome) is the source of this 1533-nucleotide messenger RNA. RefSeq names its product MADS-box transcription factor 8. Lineage: Eukaryota; Viridiplantae; Streptophyta; Magnoliopsida; Poales; Poaceae. The record is from RefSeq and is a predicted model, not a curated record. The transcript is spliced from 2 exons. The coding region runs from base 495 to 1175 and encodes 226 amino acids.